This is a messenger RNA of Coprinopsis cinerea okayama7#130, 1881 nucleotides long. Its product is annotated as mannosyl-oligosaccharide 1,2-alpha-mannosidase. The transcript is spliced from 9 exons. Gene Ontology annotation, biological process: carbohydrate metabolic process; N-glycan processing. Gene Ontology annotation, cellular component: endoplasmic reticulum; membrane. Gene Ontology annotation, molecular function: calcium ion binding; mannosyl-oligosaccharide 1,2-alpha-mannosidase activity. NCBI's taxonomy places the organism in Eukaryota, Fungi, Basidiomycota, Agaricomycetes, Agaricales, Psathyrellaceae. Bases 1 to 1881 code for a protein of 626 amino acids. The record is from RefSeq and is a predicted model, not a curated record.
AUGUCGCCUCGCAGCCCACUUCCACUACACAACGACGAGAUAAUACCUCUGGCGGCCACAGGUGGGACCAGUCUCAAAGGUCGUGCCCCGGGUCGGUUCUCCCUCUCGAAGCUGGGCGGUCGGCCAGUGCUACGAUGGGUGGCACUACUCAUCUCACUUCUGGCUUUGGGGUGGUUCUUUUCGCCGUGGGCCGUAUCAGAUAGAUUCGAAAGCUGGAGGGGAGGGAUCAGACCGAAUUUAGGCAUCGAGGACGACGUGGGCGUUGACGGGGGUCUCGGAGGAGUUCCGGUGGGCGUUGGGCUAGAGGACGAGUUGGAUCCACCACCUAAAGCACCACCUCAAAUUUCGAAGAUAUGGGAGUCCAGGAGGGAGGAAGUCAAGAAGUCCUUCAUGUACGCCUGGGACGCCUACAUGGAGAAGGGCUAUCCCUACGACGAGGUUUUACCAAAUUCGGGGAGCGGGAAGAACAAUUUUAAUGGGUGGUCUGUCACCCUUGUCGACUCUUUGUCGACCAUGUGGCUCAUGGGUCUCAAAGAUGAGUUCUACGAGGCUGCGAAGCUCAUCGAGAAUCAGAAGUUCACGGCCACUGCAGCUGGUGGUGGACUCAUUCCCUUUUUCGAGACUGUGAUCAGGCACUUGGGCGGCUAUCUAUCAGCUUACGCUCUUUCGGGUGACAAGCUCAUGUUGAAGCUUGCGGAUGACUUGGGCGAACAGCUCAUCCGUGCCUUCAAUACAACGUCCAAGCUCCCAGCCGGUGCUGUAGCACCUGUCACAGGUCAACUUACCUAUGGUGCAGGGCUUUUGGCGGAGAUUGGGAGCUGUCAGUUGGAGUUCAAGUAUAUGGCGAAGAUGACGGGCAAAGCAGAAUACUACGAGAAGGUCGAGUACGUCAUGGAGCAUUUGUACAAUGCCAAGACGUACAACAACCUCUUCGCUGAGAAUUGGUCGAUUGCCAACGGAGGACCUACAGGCGGGCGUUACACCGUUGCUGCCAACACUGACAGCACUUACGAGUACUUCCUCAAACAAUAUCUCAUGAUGGGCGACAAGCGCGCUCUUAAACAAUACCUGAAAUCCAUGGAAGGAGUCAUCGACAAUCUCCUCUAUGUCUCUCCCUCCCGCGGGCUGCUCUACCUAACCGACUUGUCUGGUGGGGCCUACACCACACCCUACCCUUCGCACAACCACGAGCAUCUCGGCUGCUACCUCCCAGGUCUCUUCGCUCUCGGCGCCCACGCUCUCCCACAACUCCUCAGUCCGCGCGAACUCCACGAGCUCUUCCCGGAAGAGAUGCAACAGAAGCAUAAAUGGGCCGCCGAGGGUCUCACCUACACGUGCUGGAUGAUCUACAAGGACCAGAAGAGCGGACUGAGCAGCGAUGGCACGACCUUCAAUAGUGGAGGACCGAAGUGGGUCGAUGCGUUGAAGAAGUGGGAGAGUAAGGGGAGUAAGGGGAAACCGCCGGGGUUGACGGAGCCACCGAGGGAAGUGGAAGUUGGGAGGCGGGAUUAUAGGAACGCGUGGCCUGAGCGGUAUCUUAUGCGCCCUGAGACGGUUGAGAGUAUCUAUUUGAUGUGGAAGACGACUGGAGACGAGGUGUGGAGGGAGAGAGGUUAUGAGGUGUACCAGGCUAUCGAGAAACAUACCAAGGCGCCGUUCGGGUAUGGGAGCGUUCACCACGUCAAUCAAGAGACGCCUACUAUUAUAGAUGAUAUGCCCAGUUUCUUCCUCGCUGAAACGCUCAAGUACCUCUACCUCCUCUUUGACGACGAGGACCCGAUCUCCCUCGAUAAAUGGGUGUUUAACACCGAAGCCCACCCUCUCCCUGUGUUCGAAUGGACGAGUGAAGAGAAGAGGAAGUUUGGAAUCGUUGAGGAGUAG